Molecule: messenger RNA, 4082 nt
Organism: Tyto alba (common barn owl)
Lineage: Eukaryota; Metazoa; Chordata; Aves; Strigiformes; Tytonidae
Gene: IQCK
Product: IQ motif containing K
Exons: 9
Coding region: 1-726 (241 amino acids)
Molecular function (GO): protein binding
Source: RefSeq, a predicted model, not a curated record
AUGGCGGUGGCGGGCGGGCGGGCGCCGGGCCUCUGGGAGCAGGUCUGCGCAGAGUAUGAAGCAGAACAGCCUCAAUUUCCAGAUGUUCCUGAAUCAAAAUGUGGAUCUGUGUCUUUGGAAGCAGGAAUAUUGCAGCCGUCACGAAUGGAACAAUUUUAUGCAGCUGAUACUCUUUUCCAACAGUUGCUUCCCAUACCCGAGACAGCCCCCUUUCCAGAACCACCUGAUCCAAAAACGUGUUCUCCUCAAGAAUACUUAGAGUAUUACAUAUUUCCAGUACUCUUACCUGGAAUGGCUGAACUUCUGCAUCGAGCAAAGAAGGAAAAGUGUUUUGAGAGAAAAAGGACCAAAUUUAUUGCCUGUGAUUUCUUAACUGAGUGGUUAUACAACAAGAACCCAAAGAGGAAAGAUGAAUCAUUCACAGAAUUCUUUUCCAUUCCUUUUGUUAAUGACUGGCUAAAGGACCAUCCUAGGCCACCAAUUCCUCUCUCUCUCCUUCUAUCAGAAGAAGAAGCAAGCAUAAUAAUUCAGUCCUUCUGGAGAGGUUAUCGGGUCCGCUGUGAUACUGAAAUACAAGAGCUACGUCAGUGGCAAAAGCAGUUGAGAGAGGACAAAAACAUUUUUGAGAGAGUGAAAGAAUUCUGGACUAAGCAGGAAGCCAAAGUGGGAAGCAAAUUGGAAGACUCAGAAGAACAUACACAAGAUCAUUCAACAUCUCAAUUUUAGUUUUCUCACCAAUAUCACAAAACACAGAGCUCAUGGACUAAACUUUGUGGUACUGAUUUAGAAGCACUCUUAGCAUUAGUUUUACUUUUUCAUGUAGAGGUGGUAUAAAUCAAAAAGAGAUUAUGUAAGGACCCAGCAUCCCAAGACAAAAUUUAGUCCUAGUGUAAGUGAGCACAGUUCUGUUAAAACAGAUGGAAUUGUGCACAUUUAGCCAAAAUUUUUGAGUCUGUGUUUAUCUUGUGUUCCUGAAUGCUCACUUGCAAGCUCUUCUGACAGGGCCAAAACUCUGGAUGAAAUAAAUGGGCUUAUAUCCACACAUAGGCAUAUGUGAAAACUAAGUCAAAAAUCUUCAUUUAGUAUAAACUGGAAUAGCUUUACUGACUUCUGCAGAGCUGUGACAACUUAUACAAAUCCAGGCUCUGUUCAUAAUGGUCUAAUUUUCAGAAAGGCCAUGCCUCUGCAAUUCCAACUGAAGGCAAGGAGAGCUAGGGUUGCUCUGCAUUUCUGCAGGGGAAAAAUGUCAAAGACCCUUUUGUUAUCACUUAGCACAUGUGCUGAGAAAGUUAAAUUAAGACCUCGGUGAUAGCAUUUUCAGCGAUCUUGUGUAUGUGUACUUACUUACAUAAGGUGCAAGCAGAAUAAAAAUCAGAUUGGGCCCCCUGGCUAAGGACCCCUCAUUACUUUUUUAACUCAGUCUUGCCAAGAAUAGUCCUACUCAGGCCUUUAUAAUUUCACAGUUAGAGAAUGUAUUUGCAGUUCUGCUACUAAUUUCAUACAAGUAAAACAAAGAUCUAGUUGUUUUGAAUUAAAGCAUGAUAAAACACAGACACCUUCUAGCUCUUGCUAUAGUUCAACAUGGAUUUCUUUCAUCACCUACCCAGACUUUGUUCUCACUGCUAUACCAGUACCUACCCCUCAGUUUUUUCCUGGUUGGUGAUGCUGGUGGUUGUACCAGAUCAGGAAAAUCAAACCAUUAGAAGAAAAAAGUCUCAACCUACAUUCUUCAACCCCAGCUAUAUGAUCCUAUCCUCUCCUUUUAAUAAGCACCAGCAAUUGAGCCAGUACAGGAAAACACUAAGACAACUGGGAAGAAAAGUAUCACUUCCAGUGUUAAGAGUUUGGCUGCUCAGCUCCUUGACUGGCUCGCUGUGGGUUUGAUAGGUGUCAGAGCCAAGGGUAAAUGUGAGGAUGUGGCCAGAGCUGGAGGAAAGUGGCUCUAGCCCCUAGGAGCCGGCUUGCUUUAGUUUGACUUGGCUUAUAUUUCAGAAUUGCACCCAUGGCGUCACCACAGGACAAUGCUGGCUGUAGCACCAUUAGCUUACUGUAAUGGAAAAUUUUAGGUGGAUUUUAACACCAAGUUAACACAAACAUUGUAAGUAAAUAGUAAAGCCUUUAUUCUUGUUAAGAACAGCAUUUUGAAAAUAAAACUUUUGCCCAUGCUUUACAACCUUUGUAAUUUUGUAUACUUAUGUACAGUCAUCAUGGUACACAUUGAUUGUCUUGAAAAUCCUUUAAAGAUGUACUUAGUAAGAUACCAGUAUGCAACAAUCAGCGGAAAAAAGGGUACGUUAUAAAACACACAUUAAUACAUUUAAUAAAUAUAUAUAUUAUCUAUCAAAAAUGAGCUUUAGCUCUCAUCAAUUAAUAAAAAGCACCUGCUUUGUAAUCCUGGAAGUUGGUAGAAUAGUCCAAUUGUUUUAUUAUAAAAGCUACAAUGCUCCCUUUUGCAUGGCCUUUGGUUAGACCCAAGGCAUCAAGCUCAAAGCCAACCAAUACGCCUGUGUUUAGAAUAAAACCAGAAACAUCUAGUUCCAUAGUAUUUCAUGUACCUUGUUUAUGAAAACAACUGUAUGUAUUGAGAGUGUUCUUCUGAAGAUGCUAUAUAUUAUCUGGCAAGUGUCAAAUACCCACAACACAUCUGAAAGCAGGACAGGAUCUGUAAAGAAUGGCUUUGAACUUUUUUCCAGCCAUUGAUCAAAAGCCACUUAUUAUAAAUCUUGUUUCAGUAGUAGUUUUUUCAGAUGCUUUACAAUUUAAUUUUUCUGCAUGGAAACACCAUCAAGGGACAACAUAGUAGCUUUUAUAGUAUAAAAGCUAAUUAUAAUUAACUGAACUGUGAAAGGCUUGUGCUUACUUACUAUGUUGUUCACAGAUGCUCUACAUUCUAAAUCACUUUCAUAAAAGGCAAAAGUAAACAAUUUGUUUACUGUAACAAAAAUAAACGUUAACAUAAAGGUGCCUUUCUUCAAUUACAGUUUUAUUUGGGGCAUUUUACAUCACAUACUAGUGACUUACAAAAAAAAGUUGCUUAUUACUAAUUGUAUAAAGUUGGAAAAUAAAGACCUUCCUAAUCUAUUGCCACACUUUCACCACCACAAAUUAAACCCAAUCCUGCUGAUUUUUAAUUUUGUGAAUAGUCCACAUGACUAGCCCAGUGAGACUAGUCACAUGAGUAGCAGUUUGUAGGAUCUGGCCAUAUCUUUGCAUAAGGCCUAAAAUUCCAAACAACAUCAUCAGGAGCAGGAUUGGAAACUCUAUUUAUCAAUUCAGUCACAUCUAGAAAAAGAAAAAAAAAUGUUUCUUAAGAUAACUGUCUUGUACAGAUUUUGUCCAAAGUCUGUAAAAUGUAUAUUAUAAUUCAUAAAUCUUGGUUGUAGCAUGAUAAACUUUUAAAAAGAAAGCUGUCCUACCAUUUAUGCCAUGGUCAUCUUAUACAUUUUUACAAUAGUUUUAUGAGGGGUUUUUUUAAUUGGUCUUUAAAAGCAAAAUUCUGCAGGUAAGUGAUGGUAAUAGAUUUUUUUAUUGUUCCAAAUGAUGUAUCUUCUGGGUAACUAUCAUUAUCUUAAAUACUAUCAUAUUUGAUCAAUGCCUUGCUUAAAACAAGUAAAUUGAUUUCUAAGUCACUGGAUAGCAUGCAAUAUCCACCCCUACCCUACUUGGUUACUAAGGCCAUCUAGUUACUUACAAAAUAAAAUAAGCAAUCCUUAAGCACAUGCUUCCUUUGCUUCGAGGAGGGAAGGGCAGGGGGGAGCUAACAUACUCCUUUACUCAUGCAUGACAGAAAAACAUUGCUUCUGGAAGAGAAGGGCAUUGAAAUAAAACCCUGUAAGAUGAUCAUGGCAAGAAUGGCAAAAUAUAUUUCUUCCAUAUAUAUAUAUACACAUAUAUAUCUGUGUGCAAGACUUAGGGACUGGUCUUGCAGCCUCUGUACCUGUAUGCAGACCUACUGGUGUCGAUGGGACCACUCGGGGGAAUACAAGUCUGCAAGACUAAGUUCCUAAUUCAGUAGAAAUGGAGGUACAUGAAGAAUCAGGAAGACUCUUGAAAAAUAAAAAGCUUGUCUUUCUUUUGCAGUA